UAAAAACUUUUUGUUGCAGAAAAGCACCAAUAGAACCGAACUGGGAUACACAUCCGACAGUAUUGAAGAAACAAUCGAGAGUGUCUCGAAGUCCGCGAUCUUCCACAGCACCAUGUACACCAGGGACACCGGGAAUUAGUCCCAUCAUGUCAAGAGCUAAUAGUGUUAGCAACAAUGUACCUGAUAUUGCACCACAGCCUGCAUGGAAGUUUAUUAUCUUUAAGCAUCUUUUCUUCGGACAGAUUCCUCCAUUGCCUACAAAUUAUAGACCAACCGUUGCACCUGCUAUGUGUGCCCCGUCAAUACCGGCAUUCUGUAUGGACGAUGAACAAUUGAACGUGUUAAAAGUGAUAGAGAAGAAACCAAAUAGCAAUCUUAUAGAUUUGAAUAAUUUUGAGCAAACAGAGGACAAAACAAAUGUGCGAGUUAGCGUGUUGGAAGCAUUCGAUCCAUUACUUAUUAAAACUGACAGUGGAAAUGAUUCUGUGCAAGAAUAUAGAGACGAUUUGCAAUCACAAGUUAGUGGCAGUGUAUACGAUCCAUUCGAUCCAUUUGAUUAUAUGUACAGCACAAACGAAAGCGUCAACUCGGAUCCAGUUUACGCUGCUGUGGAAAAAUCUGCAAAAUCGCCGGCUAUGUCACCAGCUGCACCACCUCCACUGCCUCCUCGCAAUUCGUCCGCAUGGAAUACCAUAGAAAGGCGAAAAACUUCUUUAGAUCGUCGACAAAAACGUCAAACGCGAUUGUACGAAAAUGUAACUGUCAUAAAAACCAGAUCAUCUCUUCAUGAUUGCGAUUUGAAGGCAUUUCAUAAGAUAAUAAAGUCUAUACGAAGCGAGUUUCCAUUUAAUGAUCCUAAUACAAAUAUUGGGUACGUUGUCAGCCCAAUAAUGGAGAAUUUAUAUCCGGAUGGCACAAGUAUAAAAUUAGUAGUUCAUCCACAAUUAGCCAAUAAUGAUAAAGAUCCUGCACCAUCUAUUUCUUUUACUUGCAAUGUGAAUUGUAGCGUUGAGCACGUUAUCUUGAAUGUCGCCUGUUCCUUAGAAGAUGAGGAUACAGUAAAUGCAGAAAAAUAUUGUUUAAGAGUAUGGGGUUUAGCUGAAUACUUUGCACCUAAUACGACCUUAGCACAAUAUGAAUACAUACAUCAAUGUAUUAAGUUGGAAAAAGAUAUUGAAUUAGCUAUAAUGAGCAGAGCACAAAUUAAACAAUCAAUUGCUCGAACACUACAAGAUGAUAAUUGCGAUCAAUAUUUAAGAUUAGAAGAUAUUCUACCAAAUGAACCUUUGCAGCCUAUUUCAUAUGAUACAUUAAUUAUUUUACUAGAGACAGUGGAGAAAGAAAUGGAACGUGUAGAGAAUGCUGCGUUACAAUUGGUAAACACAAAUCAGGGUUCUGUUUUACUACCUCAACUUCAACCACACUGUGUGGUGCAAGCAGUAAAAGCGGUGUGUGCCUUAAUGGGAAGCAUCGAGACUUUCGAGAUCACGGAGGCUAUUGACAAUUUCGUAAAUGCUUGCUGCCAAUUUUUACCGCAAUGUCACACAGCCAAUAUAGAAUGUAAAAAGCCCGAAAUCAUACAUGAAGAUGGCGAUUACGCUGUGGUUACCUUGAGAAAAAAGUUUCCCGAUGUAAUUUCCUCGCAUUGUCAUAAAAUUCGCGAUGCCGUUCAAGAACUCGUCGAGACGUACUGUCACGCAUUCAGAGUUGAUUUUCAAUUAAAUAGCAAAGGAGAAUUUCCGACAAAUACACUAAUUUCAUCGGAAGUAAUCGAUACUAUUCUGGUACGCGUCGGAGCUCUACAUAGACUGCCAACCACAUGGAAACAUGACGAUUAUAUAGUAGCAGCUCAAAUCUUUCAUGGAACCAGACCGGUAGGAAAUCCAGUCUUGUCAGAACCAAUGACGGUCAGCACGAAUUUCUAUCCAAGAGUUUUAUUUAAUUCAUGGUUGGAAUUUCGCGGAAUAAGCGUUUGUCAAGUACCAAGGGAAGCCAGACUUGUGCUAGUUCUUUACGGCCGUACUUUACAACCAACCGAGCAUGAAUCAAAUUCGUCAGCGGAGAAUUCAAUGCAGAAGGAAGAACUCGGAUGGGGUGCUAUACAAUUCUUUGAUUAUGACGGUGUUAUGAGCCAAGGAAAUUUUUUUCUGUCCCUUUGGCCAGCCAUCGCAGACAAAAGAUUAGGUCCAGCGCCGGCGCCUGGAAUUCAUCCGCGUGGUGAUACUCACCCCAUUAUAGGCUUAGAAUUGCCUGAUUAUGGAGGAAGAGUGUUAUUCCCCACAGAGUUGAGAGAUUACGAUGUAGAAUCGCUAGAUUUUAAUUCGUUAGAUCAAAAUACACAAGAACUAUUGAUAGAUAUUACACAGCAGGAUACAUUCUCUAGACCGCCCAUUGACGAAAGGGAAAUUUUAUGGGAAAAAAGACAUUACUUGCACGACAGACCUGAAGCUUUACCUAAAGUAUUAUUAGCCGCGCAUAGUUGGGAUUGGGCGUGCUUGCCGGAUUUACACGCUUCGCUCAGAGUUUGGAGCUCGCUACCUCCGAUACAAGCUUUACAAUUACUUUUACCGUGUUUCCCAGAUAUGAAAGUCAGAGAAAUGGCAGUUGGAUGGAUUCGCGAGUUAAGUAAUGACGAACUUAUCGAUUACUUGCCACAACUACUUCAAGCAAUGAAACACGAGACGUACGAAGCUUCACCUCUGACUCGAUUCUUAUUAGAACGUGCCUUAUUUUCACCGAGGGUGGCCCAUCACAUUUACUGGUUGCUAACUCAAGCGCUGCCGGGACAGAGUCCCCAGGUACAGAAUUCUGCUGAAAUUGCUGCAGAAGAUGACAAAGCCAUUAGUUGUGCUCGUUAUCAACGAAGAUUGCAAUUAAUGUUAAGAGCAUUACUGGCAGUUAUUGGAGAUGCGCUGAGAAAUAGUUUCCUGACCCAACAAUUGCUAGUUAAAAAUCUGUAUGAAAUAGCUGAAAAUAUCAAAGUUACGAAGGAAUCGUUACGAAUGGAGACACUUAAAACUGGUUUACAAAAUAUACACUGCCAGUUAAUGGAGGAUGACGGCACGUGUUUACCACUAUCUCCUAGUAAACUAGUAUUUGGUAUCAACGUACAGACGUGCGCCUAUUUUCCGUCGUUCACUCUCCCGUUGAAAAUUAACUUUAUUAGUUGCGACAAUGUGAUAAGUCCGGCAAUCUUCAAGGUCGGCGAUGAUUUACAGCAAGAUAUGUUGACUCUCCAAAUGGUACGCAUUAUGGACAAGUUGUGGUUAAAGGAAGGUCUUGAUUUGAAAAUUGUCACCUUUGCCUGCGUGCCCACCGGCCACAAACGAGGAAUGAUAGAGAUGGUAACGGAUGCAGAAACAUUACGGAAGAUCCAAGUUGAAUUUGGGCUAACCGGACCGUUUAAGGAUCGACCGAUUGCAGAAUGGCUAGCGAAGCAUAAUCCCUCUGAGUUGGAAUACGAGAGGGCGGUAGAAAAUUUCACCGCGUCUUGUGCCGGUUACAGCGUCGCUACUUAUAUCUUGGGAAUUUGUGAUAGGCAUAAUGAUAAUAUUAUGCUAAAAACAUCUGGUCAUUUGUUUCAUAUCGACUUUGGAAAAUUCCUUGGCGAUGCGCAAAUGUUUGGAAACUUUAAGAGAGACCGAACGCCGUUUGUGCUGACAUCAGAUAUGGUAUAUGUUAUAAACGGUGGCGAUAAACCCUCGGCGAAAUUUCACCAUUUCGUGGAUUUAUGCUGCCAAGCUUUUAAUGUAGUGCGGAAACAUGGAAAUCUGAUUCUUCAUCUUUUUGGACUGAUGACUUCGUCCGGUAUUCCUGGGGUUACUAUGGACGCGGUAAGUUAUGUGCAGAAGGCACUGCUUCCCGGGCAAACAAAUCCCGAAGCAGCGGCGACUUUCGCUCGAAUGAUAGAAAGUUCCUUGAAAAGCUGGUUCACGCAGUUCAACUUCUUCUUGCAUAAUCUGGCACAGCUCAGAUUCUCCGGAGAUCACAGUGAAGGAGAACUGUUGUCUUUUAUUCCGCGCACGUACACAAUGCAACAGGAAGGUCAAUUAACAAGCGUGCAGGUUCACGGAUAUCAAAAACGUUACGAUCCGGAAAAAUAUUACAUGUAUAUUCUGCGAAUACAACGAAAAGGACAACCGGAUCCGACGUAUCUGUUCCGAUCGUACAAGGAAUUUUGUGAAUUCUACCAAAAAUUGUGCAUACAUUUUCCACUUGCUAAAGUAGCCAGUUUACCGAGUGGAAUAAGCGUGGGACGCUCUAAUAUUAAGCAAGUAGCUGAUAAACGGCGAGCGGAUAUAGAGAAGUUCCUUGUAAGUCUAUUUAAAAUGGCACCCGAGAUUUCCCAAAGCGAUCUGGUAUACACUUUCUUCCAUCCGUUGUUGCGAGACCAACAGAAUGCCGAUAUACGUUUACGUAAAGUCAAAGUUGGAAAUUGGUGGGCCGAAAAGAGAAUCAGAGAUAACGUACAGAGCGGUCAGAUCAAGUUGUCUCUUCACUACACUCGUGGUACUUUGUCCGUCAUGGUUUGUCACGCCCGAGGACUCCCCAAAGUCGCUAAUGCUCAAGAACCGAAUACAUACGUAAAGGUAUAUCUUAAACCCGAUCCUACAAAAGCGACGAAACGGAAAACGAAAGUAGUAAAAAAGAACUGUCAUCCAUCAUUUAUGGAGAUGUUGGAGUACAGAAUGCCUCUAGAUGUGAUUAGAGAGAGAACACUCGAAGCAACGAUAUGGAAUCACGAUACAUUGCAGGAGAAUGAAUUUCUCGGUGGUAUAAGUUUACCACUUGGACGUCUGGACUUGACAAACGAAACCAUUGAAUGGUUUCCGUUAGGUAGUGUACGAUGAAGCGAGUACGAAGACUGUUCUGGAAUAAAGUCUCUCAAUACUCAUAAAUGUUAUCAUUAGGGUAUAUAGGAAACGUACCGUUAGCGCACAACAUUAAAACUUUUUUAGUAUGCACAAGCAAGUGCAAUAAUCACUAUGCUUCACGAGAUGAAAAAUAAUUUGUAUUUAUAUAAUUUUGUGCAUCUCACAAGCAGUUUCGUUUCUUUAACAAAGUAAAGAUUCGAUAUAAUAAAUAUUAGAAAUUGUGUGAUAUCUCGAAAUGAGAUAGCUAUAUAAAAAAAAAUUAGAAAGUAAAAAGGGUCAACUUCUACAAAAAAUUGCUAAUAAUAUUAGUAUACAUAACGAUUAUACCUAAAAAGUAUCUAAAUAUACAUAUGCAAUGAGCGUGCAUAACAAAUAGAAAGGAAAUGAAUGUUGCGAAAGUUUAGAAUUAUAUAUCUCUAUCAUGUUUAUAUAUAUAGUUCUCUAAUUAUAUAUUUUUAACGAAAAAUAUCUUUAAAAAAUAUGAAAAAUUUAGCAUGAAUUUAAUCUAUAUAUUAUUUAAUCUAUAUAUAUUGGAGAGAGAGAAGUUUACUCUUUUACAGAAAUUUUAUACACUUAUUUAUUUACGUCACUUUUUAUCAAUUAUAUUGACCAUCAAUUGUAAAUAGAAAUUGAAUGCAUUUUGUAUCACACAAAUGUAGUAAUGAAAUUAUUUCUAAUCGGCUAUAAUAUACUGAAUUCUUUUAGAAAUAUUUUAUAGUCUAAGUGAAACACUAUACAAUUUUUUAUCACUUAUAUCUAGUUAAAAUUUAAAUUUUAUAUAACAUAUAUGUAUAAUGGGCUCGCAUAUAUCACUCACUUUUAUGAUGUUAUUUUACUAUUAGAAAAAAAUCCACAUAUAUAUAAUAUUGCCUGUUUAUAUGUAAUGGCCUCAUUUAUAAUAAAUGAACAUAAUAUUAAAUUAUGUAAAUAUGCUAUCAAAUUUAUGUAAUAAAUCAUCUUUAAUUAUCUUA
Messenger RNA from Formica exsecta, 5845 nucleotides. RefSeq names its product phosphatidylinositol 4-phosphate 3-kinase C2 domain-containing subunit beta (gene Pi3K68D). Gene Ontology annotation, cellular component: plasma membrane; phosphatidylinositol 3-kinase complex; cytoplasm. The record is from RefSeq and is a predicted model, not a curated record. Bases 147 to 4850 code for a protein of 1567 amino acids. Lineage: Eukaryota; Metazoa; Arthropoda; Insecta; Hymenoptera; Formicidae. Gene Ontology annotation, biological process: phosphatidylinositol-3-phosphate biosynthetic process; cell migration; phosphatidylinositol-mediated signaling. The transcript is spliced from 24 exons. Gene Ontology annotation, molecular function: 1-phosphatidylinositol-3-kinase activity; phosphatidylinositol binding; 1-phosphatidylinositol-4-phosphate 3-kinase activity.